Recurvomyces mirabilis is the source of this 282-nucleotide messenger RNA. RefSeq lists its product as uncharacterized. The record is from RefSeq and is a predicted model, not a curated record. The coding region runs from base 1 to 282 and encodes 93 amino acids. The transcript has 3 exons. NCBI's taxonomy places the organism in Eukaryota, Fungi, Ascomycota, Dothideomycetes, Mycosphaerellales, Teratosphaeriaceae. Gene Ontology annotation, biological process: mitochondrial electron transport, ubiquinol to cytochrome c.
AUGUUACCAACACUGAUACGAAGGGCCGAUGGCGGCAUGACCUCCAGCCCAGUGCGCGGCGGCACCCAACCUCAGCGCUUCCGCGUCAACGACUACCAGUCCUUCAAGAGCAAGUAUGGGCCUGACGGCACUCUCGGCGUCAGCUUCGGCGCCGCAGCCGGCAUCUUCGCCCUCUUCUUCUUCGACGGCGUGCCCCGAGUCCAAAGGGAUAUCCUGCAGAAGAUCCCCUUCAUCGGCUCCUUCUACAAGCACGAGGUGCCACCAGAGGACAACCCGUUUUAG